Aphanomyces invadans is the source of this 2201-nucleotide messenger RNA. RefSeq lists its product as hypothetical. Bases 39 to 1286 code for a protein of 415 amino acids. Lineage: Eukaryota; Oomycota; Saprolegniomycetes; Saprolegniales; Verrucalvaceae. The record is from RefSeq and is a predicted model, not a curated record. Gene Ontology annotation, molecular function: nucleic acid binding; RNA helicase activity; ATP binding. The transcript is spliced from 2 exons.
GCAGCAUUCAACUUCCAACUUGAAGCGUGUCCGACGGCAUGAUCUCUCGCUUGUUGCUGUCACGCUCGGUGGCUGUUCUUCGCCACACCAAUGUCCAUGCGUCGGUGCGCCACGCGUCGACUUUUAGGUCCCUCGGUCUGAGCCCAGAACUGUGUGAAGCGCUACGCAAUAAGGGCUUGGACACUCCAACAGGCAUCCAGGACCGAACGAUAUCGGCCGCUCUCAAUGGUGCCGACGUUAUCUGUACGGAUGCAACUGGCAGCGGCAAGACGUUGGCGUAUCUCUUGCCUGUUGUGGAGAAGAUUCGCAGGGCUGAGAAGCGUCAGCUCUUGUUGGCGAAGCGCACCAAGGAGGCCGCCACAGUCGACGAAUCCAUUGCUAGCACGACCAACCCAAUCGACCUUGUGCGUCGAGAAGUGAGCCGUCCUAAGGCUAUUGUGCUGGUUCCAAGCCGAGAAUUAGGCAUGCAAGUUGGCGCUGUGGCGCGUGAACUGUCGCACGUGGCCAAAUUUUCGUCGUGCGUCAUCACCGGUGGCAGCGAGCAAAAGCCGCAAAAGGUCGCACUGAGUCGUCCCAUCGACGUGUUGGUGGCUACACCCGGCAGACUGGCCAAGUACAUCAAAAGCGGUCACGUCUUUCUGUCUCGAGUCGAAUACGUCGUGAUCGACGAAGCGGACACGUUGCUCGACAGGAAAAUGGGGUUUCGAUCCAUCAUGGACGAGAUUCUCGGCCCGAUUCGCGCCAGCGGCCUCGCCUCCAAGCGCCACGUGCAGUACUUGCUGGCGGCCGCGACAGUAAAGCCACCGAUGGAUCAAGUUUUUGCGUCGGUAUUCCCGAACUUGAAGCUCGUGUCCGGCAAGGGGGUGCACCAGACGCCACCCAGCAUCAAGGAAGAAUACAUUCGUGUGCCAGGCUCGAGUGACAAGCACGGCGCGUUGCGAGCGUCGCUGUCCCAGUGGAGCAAAGGGAAGACGAUUGUGUUUUGCAACUCGACGGCGAGCUGUCGGUCGACGGACCACAUGCUCCAAGAACACGGGUAUCCGUCGACAUCGCUGCACGGAGACAUCCCCCCUGUUCUCCGCAAGAAGAACUUUGAACAGUUCGUCUCGAACGACGCGUCUGUGUUGGUGUGCACUGACUUGGCCGCCCGCGGCCUCGACCUUGCUCACGUUGACCACGUGAUAAACUUUGACUUUCCCAAAUCGUCGGUCGACUACUUGCAUCGUGCAGGGUACGUCCACCAGCAGUGCCAAGUUGUGCGGACGUGUCGGAAAUGUUUCUCGUGACUUGGCAUGGUCGCAUCGUGUGUCCCGGUGUGCUAACGAUCGAUCUCUACCUUGCAGACGCACCGGACGCGCCGGCAAGCGCGGCAUUGUCACCAACUUGAUCACAAAGCACGACGCCGCCACUGCUCGAGCGAUGACGGCCGCCAAGGGCAAAUUCCAGCCCAUCAUGGAAGUCACGACCCAAGUCAACUUGGCCAAGUACAAGGAGCAAGGGCUUCCCGCAGACGACGAAGGACCUUUGUCCAGCCCCAAGGCCAGUAAUCUGCCACCGCGCGUUCGGGGCACGCGCAAGUUCAAACUCAAGCCAUACAAACUGCGAACAUUGCCGCACCGCCGACCCACAGCGACGUGACUCUAAUUUCAGGAGGAAAAGAACCAAUUAUCUUCAGAGCGUUUUCUUGAAUAAAGUAGAAGAGAGUGUACAGACUAUAUAUGCCAGGGCAACGCGAGUCGAUGGCCUAGAACGGGUUCGAACUUGGCUUUUCAAUGUACACCCACAACGAGAUGAAGACCAGGCCGAACGCAAUCAUGGACUGGCCGAAAAAGUUGCCCUGGUCCGUCAAACUGUGGUAGCUCCAUCCGAAGUACUCUUGGAUACUCAUGCGGACGCUGGGCCCAAGUUUCGUCGCGAUAAAGAGCCCCAUCAUGAGACUCGCCACCAGCAACGACGCGCCAUGCGACGUUUGCUGCGAGUUGUACGUGGCAAAGAAACGAAUGAGGGCCCACACCAAGCCAAAAACGUGACCGAAGUACACUAUGACGUUGGGGAGUUCCGUGAGGGAGCCGCGCGACGAACUGCCUGUGACAAACCACGCCGCUUCCUUGCCCGUGAGUUUCCACCAGAAGGUCUCCAACACGGCCGUCGUAUGAGUAAACGCAUAAACAAACCAAGCUUCCUGGGACCGGACGACGUCG